This is a messenger RNA of Medicago truncatula (barrel medic), 2403 nucleotides long. RefSeq lists its product as uncharacterized. The coding region runs from base 694 to 2091 and encodes 465 amino acids. Lineage: Eukaryota; Viridiplantae; Streptophyta; Magnoliopsida; Fabales; Fabaceae. The transcript is spliced from 6 exons. The record is from RefSeq and is a predicted model, not a curated record.
UAUUUUAUUUUAAUGUUUUUUGGUCCCCACAUGAAUCUUUUCACUGUUUUGUAUAACUAUGCCAUUUUUUUUUUCCACCUGAGUGAUGUUGAAAGCUCUUAAUGAUCUUCAAGGAACUUCAUAAUUUUAUUUCUGUUUAAUGUUUGAAACCCAUUUUUUCACAUACCCUUAAACUGUUCUUUUUAUUUGGAUUCAGCCUUACCCUUUUAGGAACAAACCAUGUUAUGUAGGAAUGUUCCUUUGUGAAUACAUGCACAUCAAUAUCUUUUGGUUUCAAUCCAAUGUGAUCCAUCUCAAGAAUGAAAAACUGAAUCUUAUAAUUUAAUAUGUCAUGAAUCAUCAGAUUAAACAAGUAAAAUCAUGGUUAUCAAAGUGAAAAGUGAAAUAGUAGUGCAUGUUUAUGAAUUUUGUUAUCAAAAUUGAGUUAACUUGCUCAUAAAUUCGUUUGUGUCAACUCGGAAAACUCAAUCUUGAAUUUGAGGAUGGCCGAGAGCCAAAAUCUGCUGUACUGGCUCCUUUGUGGCACCGUCAUAUCGGAUUAUGGCGGAAAAUCCAGAUAUUUUGGCUGAAAUUGGGCAUGGUGGAGAGCCCAAAAACCGCCAUGGCCAUUGGCCAAUAUCUCACAACACUGAUGGCAGUGAUUUGGUGUUUCCUGAAAAACUCAAACUGUAGCAGUGGAAUGAUAAGACCAUUAUGAAUAGUGAGCAGCUUAAGAACGGUCAACAAGAAAAGAGGUGCAGGAAUUUUCAUGAAAACUUUGAUCUGAAUGUAACUGCUGAAGAGCUGGAGGACGAGCCUGAUUUGCAGUGUGAAUUAGCAGAAAACCACUAUAGCCAAUAUAGUGAGUUAUCUGAAACGACAGAGAAGCAUGUAGAUAACCGCAGUAUGGAAGCCAACAAACAUGAAGAACAGGUGCCUCAGGCAAAUACUUUUGAGGGAUGUGUUGAUGACUUGUUCAUUCUAGCACAAUCUGCUGAAAUAUUAGCAGCACAGACGGAAGAUAGUGUGGCUAAGACACAUAUAAACACCGAAAAUCAAGAUCAGGAGUGCUCUCAAGAACUACUUGAUGGAUCGGUUUCUCAUGUGAGUAGUGAAAGGUGUGGACUUUGUUAUGAAGUUACAGGAACGCGCUUAACUCAAAUCCGAAAGCAAGCUAGAUUUAAAUAUCGUAUAUUGGAUCAUGAUAGGGCAGAUGAUAACCAAUUCAAACAUUUACAAAGAAAAACAACCUGCCUGAGCCAAAUGAAGCAACAAGCUAGAUGUAAAAGUAAGAAUGAUUUGUCCUCACUGCAAAUGAUUAAUGGACCCGAAAAUAAGCAGCGGCAAGGAAGGAUACUUCGACUGAGUCAGAUGAAAAACCAAGCUCGUUCCAAAAAUAAUGCAACGGUGAAAGAGGGGACUGAGGAACAUGUUUGUGUAAACAAACAUUGCAACAGAUGUAGAGUGAAGCGGGAUAAUGAAAAUCAUAAUAAGGAAUGUCAACAUGUUGCAAGGCGAUUAAGGUCAUUCAAGACUAAAAAACAUAGGCAACAGUUGACGACAGAGUGCGUAAGAAAUUCUGCUGAUACAAGAUCGCAAGCUAGUGGAACUAUGCUAAAAGAUAAGAAUCUAAUAACAUGUCAACAAGAGCUACCUCAAACCUAUGGAUGUACCGAAAAUUUAGAAGCAAACUUUGGCACAAAUAAACUUGAAGGGAAUUACGGAUCAAAUGAAUCGUCAGGGGUCAGAUACAAAUCUCUUCAGCAUAUUCCAAGUGGACUUCCGGUGCAAAAGAAUGUACUUUUGUUCACUGGAUUACCAAAUUACACAUUCCAUCAAUAUGAUCCAAAUAUGGGAUGGACGUUGUACAUGCAUCAUGUGCAGCUCAUGGAACAUCACAGGGUUGUUGCACGCCAGCAUAGAGCAGAGCGAAUCGAAGAGAAAAGGGCAUUGAAGUAUAAGCAACAAACAUCAAAGAAUCCUUUACUAGCAGCAAAUUCUGAAGCACAUAAGGAAAAGUUACCUGUAAAAAGAUUACGCUUAACUCAAUUGAGACGUGAGGUUCGUAUAGGGAAUCAAUGUUCUGCCAUGCAAGGACCUGAUGAAAAUUAGAGAUGUAAUUUGGUUGGUAGCAAACAUUUUAGAGGGCUAGAAUGUAUACAAGAACAUGUCCUUCAAAUCUGCUAUGGAAAAUUUGUGCUACCAUAUAUAUUUUUCAAUGAACUAUUUUCAGAUGAUGUUUUGUAUAGACCCCCAGGCCAUGACAAAAUUCUGAUUAGUUUUAUUUGUGGUAAUUUAUCUUGAGAUGUAUAUAAAUACAAAACUAGAUAUGGAAAAACAAAAAUGUCAUGAUUCUAAGGGUUAUCUUACAUUAUCAUCUAUACUCAGUUUUCCAGUUAGCUCCAUGAACAUAGAAUUAAAUGA